AUGGCUGAAAACCGGAUGAAAGGUGCUGUUAUCGAAACGAGCUGGAUGGCAAAGGCCGAGGCGGUGGCCUAUUCCUUGCUGUUUAGCAUGGUAACCGACAACGAAGUUCAUAAUGGACUCGCGACGGCAAUCACAUUUUUCGAAGAUAUGCAGCUUAUCUCGUUCGCCUUCGAGCACCACUUUUUCUCGCAUAUGCCUGAUUGGGCUAAAUAUGUCACAAAUCCUCUGAGCUAUCGCCCGGGAGCUCAUGAAGCAUUCGAGAUCCUGCUUGCGAUUGUGAUAGGAAUUGUUGCUGUCACUAUCCUCUCGGCGGCCCAGGUCGCUCGGUCAUUUGGCAAUGGAGAGUUCACCGGAGUGUCUCUUUACGCGUUGAAGACCAUACGGAUCGUCACGGUUCUCUCUGGGACGGUUUUGUUCAUCCCGUUCUUGGAGAUCCUGCUUGUAGCCGUCUCCUGCUCAAAAGGAACUUUGAAGGCAUACCCAGAAGUACAAUGUUUUUCGGGGAGCACAGGAGCGCAAACCGUCUUGGCCAUCUUCUGUCUGCUGUUUUUCGUCCCGUACAAUUUGGUCAUGUCAUUGAUAUAUGUUAGAAUCACACCCAAGCCGGGUUCCGAAGAUGCGCGAGUUCCGAUAGGAAGAGUCGAUUUUACGUAUGCCCUCGCUCGAGUGCUACUCUGUCACAUUUUCAUCGUUCCCGAAGGAAAGGAUGACGUGAAGGCCAUCGUUCUCGUACCCGUCACGUUAUUCAUGACGUUCCAAGUCGUGAGGUUUCAGCCUUUCUACAGCUCCAUGCACAACGAGCUCCGAGCCGGCCUAUUCUGCGCUGCUUUCUUUGCCUCCAUCAUCAGCUUCAUCUCGACUGUUGGCAAUGUCGACAGUUUAGCGAUGCCGGUUCUCAGUAUCAUCGCGGUCGUUGCUGGAGCGGUUGCCGGAGUGUUCACCUGCCGGAAGGUGUUCGAAAACACCGUCAACCGAGUGUACGAUCGGAUUAAGUUGAAACGUCAACAAACCGAGAAGGGGUUGAAUGGGAAGUUGGAAAAAAUGGAAUCAGGAGUAAAUCCUGAGAUCCGGAAGACGGGCGCUUUGAGCGGCGGAUCAGAGGACUUGAAGGAUCGGGAGGAAACAUUUGAGGAAGGCAUAUUCGACAACAUUGGCAAGAUCGCUAAGACGCAAACGGUGCCUGAGCCCAUCGCAGUGUUUCGCCAUGUAGGCGAAGUAGAGCUUGCUUGUCGUUUUGUCCGAAAGAAUCGCUCAAAGGAAGCCCUCUACGUGAUGGAAGAGAUAUUCAACGAAGGAUUCGAUCAGUUUCCGGAAAACUCUAUGCUUCGCCUGGUAUAUGCCGAGUACCUUGAGGCCUUUACCGACUCGAGCGUGGGAGAAGAUGCGGUACACAUCAUCGCUGAAGCCAAAAUCCUCCAUCCCUCCUUCGAUGCCCGGUUCUUCAUUUUCAUGCAGGACAGAUUGCUCGAGCAGAGUAAGAAGGCCGAGGGUUUGAAUUCAUCAACCAUGAAUAUUUCCUCAUUUGUAGAGUUCCAAACGAUGUCCAAUGGCGCUCGCCGUGAUCACUUGGCCACACUGAUUGAGAUCAAAAAUUUUCUAUCACAUGUCCGAAGUGGACAGCGAGGGAGAGAUCCGAAGACGUAUCCAAUUUUCCUACAGCGGAUCAGUGAAGCCGAGCAACGGGCUACAGCCUACUAUAAGAAGCUGAUCGGACGUUGGCCAAAGAGUAAGGAGCUUCUCCGAAUGUAUGCCUCCUUUUUGUUACAAGUCAAGAAUGACAAGGACAGCGCUGCCAGGUUGAUGGCCAUAGCUGAUGAUAUCGAGGAAAUUGAGUCUCGCCAGGGCACCUCGUACUUGAUGGCUACGAGGAACUCGGCACGUUCUGGCCGAAGAGGCAGCAACGUGCCCAGCAACAUGCCCUCGCAAAUGGCCUCACAAAUGACGUCUGUAAGCAAUGUCGCCGGACGCCUAGGGCAAGGAAAUACGGAACUUCCCACAUCGAAGGAGGUUACGCGGAAACUCUCCACAGUAUUCGGCGAGAGCGUCGCUGCAGAUGCAUCGGAUGAUGAGGUUGCCGUGAUAGGGCUCCCUUCGAAAUUGAGAUCUAUGUUUCCUGAGUCAGUCCAUGAAGGAUCGGAAUCGCAGCAAAUAAGGAAACGAUCUACUGCUUUCACUACCGAGGAAGGAAUAGCGCCAGAUAGGGAAGUGAUCGGGGCAAGAUUCGGAUCCCCCGGCUAUGAUAAUGACGCAGCGCCAAGAGUCGCUCAAUCGGACGGCGGCAGUUCCAAAGCUUCGGAGCGCGAAAUGAAGAAAAGGAUCACAAACCGCGGCCAACUUCAAUCGCGACUGAAAGCGCCCGUAAACUCUAUGGAUCGCCAUCAGCGGAUCGCGGCAGUCCUAUAUGUUAUGAUAGUGGUUGUUGCUUACGCCAUAGGUCACUGGAGCUUCAGCGAUGCAGAAUCGUCCAUUGGCGGGUUCGUCCGCGGCUCUCGUCUACCACACAUCAGCACGGUUCUGGCCCGGCACACGCGAGAAUUGGCCCGCAUCCCGGAUUUGGCGGCCAACAAUGUAACAGAGGCGCAUGCCGUAUAUGAUCAGACCACCUUCGUUUUCAAGGAUUACAUCAAGAAUAUAUCCCUCUUCUACAUCCCGUAUCUGGAAGCCUAUGUAGAUGAUGAGGAUAACAUUCCAAUCCGAGAAGCCACCUUUCCCGAAGUGUGGCGCCACGUAGUGAUGACGAACUCCUUGGGAAUGACGAAGCUCAUUUUCAUAUAUGGGCAGGAGCUCAUGAAGAACGACUACAACUGGUUUGCAUCGGGUCAAGCAGCCACGGAUAAUUACGCUCGAUUUUUUCUUGAUAAUGCUGGCGACUUCGGGCCUGCCUACAUGACGAUUAUCGAGGCGAUGGAGAACAAGUGGACGAGUGCGACGAUGCAAAAUACUUACAUUCUUUACGUCCUUCUCGCCCUUUGCGUUGUCUGCAUGCUGGGCUGGGGGAUACUGGUCUUAUGGCCGAUGGUCCGGCGGACAGAAGCAGAGCAGAUCAGAACGCUGAAAAUGUAUUUGCUGAUACCAAAGAAGACAUUGAUCAACAUCCUCACGGACUUUGAGGAACAGAUCGAAACCAUUUCAGAUGAAAUCUCCGACGAGGGCAUGCAAGCAUCCGGCUCCGAACCGGGGCUAGAAAAACGAAAAGGAUCGCAGCAAUACUCGUCGCGAGCGAUGGCUACGACCGACACAGAUAAGCUUACCAAGAAAAGCGCCACUCGGAAGUAUUACUUGAUGUAUGGAUUAGGGCUGGGCAUCAUGACGCUACCGGCUCUAGCGCUGCUGAUUGUGCCGAUCAUUCGGGCAAGUCUUUCCAUCAAAUAUGCGCAUACGAUGAACUAUAAUGGUGGAAGGCGCUAUUUUGCGCAGGCGACUUUGUUUUACGCAAAUGAAGCACUCAAGGUCGACAACGCAACUUGGCUGCCGUAUGAACCACUCAUGUGGUACCGAAACCGGGUCGAGCUCUUGGAAAAUCUGCACUGGAGGUCGAUCCGCGGCAUCGGUUGCAUCGCUCUGCCGACCAUCCCAGAACUGCACACCUUCCUGAGCAUAGAUGCCCCAUGCCAGCCGGCCUGCGGAAAUAAGACGGCCGGCCUCGAUACCCAAGUAGAGCUAUUCCUCAAUGCCGCGCAGAAUUUAGAGGGGCAUUUAAGGUCGGGACAGAUUGAGGAGGGCAUGGAUCAUUUGGAUUACAUGCGUGAAUUGAUGCCGAGUCUGGUUGAUAAUUUCAAUAACUUGGACAAGAAGUUUCAGACUAUUAUCUUGGACGGGAACGCGGAAGGAAAGCUGGGAAUGAACAUCAUAUUCGCCUUUUCUUUAAUAGGCCUCGUCGCCGUCUACUUCACCAUCUUCCAGAAAACGGUCAAAGUGCGGUUAGUGGAGAUGGACUCGGCCGUCACGCUGGUGUUUGCAAUGCCGGACUCAGUUGUGCAAGCGGUGCCGGAAAUCAAGCGGUUCAUCGAUUCUGGCGGGAUGUUCGCGGACGACGGUGCCGCGUCACGAUUGAAAUGA
Molecule: messenger RNA, 4059 nt
Organism: Fimicolochytrium jonesii
Lineage: Eukaryota; Fungi; Chytridiomycota; Chytridiomycetes; Spizellomycetales; Powellomycetaceae
Exons: 19
Coding region: 1-4059 (1352 amino acids)
Source: RefSeq, a predicted model, not a curated record